CAUCACGGCUGGGGCUCGGCUCCCUCCCAGCUCCGGCGCCUGCUCUUUGCACCAGCCCAGCCCCAAGCCCGGGCGGCGGCGCUUCCUGCCGGCUCGGCGCGAGAGGGAAGCUGCGAACCCCGCGACUCGGUGGCGGAGGCGGCGACGUCGCCAUGGACAGCCAGGGCCGCCGCGUGGUGGUCUGCGACAACGGCACCGGGUUUGUUAAAUGUGGCUAUGCCGGCUCGAACUUCCCUGAACAUAUCUUCCCAGCCUUGGUGGGACGUCCCAUCAUCCGUUCCACUGCCAAAGUUGGGAACAUUGAGAUCAAGGACCUGAUGGUGGGGGACGAGGCCAGCGAACUACGCUCCAUGUUGGAGGUGAACUACCCAAUGGAGAAUGGGAUUGUGCGCAACUGGGAUGACAUGAAGUACUUAUGGGACUACACCUUUGGACCUGAGAAACUCAAUGUUGACCCCCGCAACUGCAAGAUCCUGCUCACCGAGCCCCCCAUGAACCCCACCAAGAACCGAGAGAAGAUUGUUGAGGUGAUGUUUGAGACCUACCAGUUUGAGGGAGUUUACAUAGCUAUUCAAGCUGUGUUGACACUCUAUGCCCAGGGUCUCCUCACUGGUGUGGUAGUGGACUCAGGGGAUGGUGUGACACAUAUCUGUCCGGUUUACGAGGGCUUCUCCUUGCCCCAUCUCACCCGUCGGCUGGAUAUUGCAGGGCGUGACAUCACACGUUACCUCAUCAAGCUCUUGCUAUUGCGUGGUUACGCUUUCAACCACUCAGCUGACUUUGAGACAGUGCGGAUGAUGAAGGAGAAGCUCUGUUAUGUUGGCUACAACAUUGACCAGGAACAGAAGCUGGCCCAAGAGACCACUGUGCUUGUGGAAUCCUACACGCUCCCAGAUGGACGAGUGAUCAAAGUGGGGGGAGAGCGCUUUGAGGCCCCAGAGGCCUUGUUCCAGCCCCAUCUCAUCAACGUGGAGGGCGUGGGCGUGGCCGAGCUCCUGUUCAACACAAUCCAGGCCGCUGACAUUGACACCCGAGCCGAGUUCUACAAACACAUUGUGCUUUCGGGCGGUUCCACAAUGUACCCUGGGUUACCAUCUCGCCUGGAGCGCGAGAUCAAGCAGCUGUAUUUGGAGCGGGUGCUGAAGGGCGACGUGGAAAAGUUGUCGAAAUUCAAGAUUCGCAUUGAGGACCCGCCCCGGAGGAAGCACAUGGUGUUCUUAGGUGGGGCAGUGCUUGCUGACAUCAUGAAAGAUAAAGACAACUUCUGGCUGCGACGGGAUGAGUACUUGGAGAAAGGAACCCGUAUCUUGGAGAAGCUGGGGGUGACGGUGCGAUAGGAACCCUCCGCCCUUUCCUCCUUGCCUUCAUGCAUUGCCAUUCCCCUCAGGUCCUCAGUUCCUUCUCCUGUUGAGCCAAUGCAUUGCCGACUCUUGCAGGGGGUGUGUCAAUUGGGGCACUGAGGCUUGGGAUCAACAGAAGAACUGGAACUAGCUUCCGGUUUUCUAAGCACAUGCAGCUAUUUUAUCUCCUCCCUGUUUCCUCCUUGCUUUCCCCCUCCCAAGCCGCUUACCAUUAUGGGCAUGUGUUAGCAAUCUCAUCACGUCCAUCAGGCAGGGAACAAGAGUGUGUGUGUCCCACCCCCCAACAGAGGGGCUUCAGGGCUCCACACUGACCUCAAGUGGACCAAAGUCAGUCUUCCAGGAAGUUUCAUGUGACACGUUCUGUGGACCUCAACUGCCAGUCUCAGAGAAUCCCUUCUUCUACUAGCCUCCCUUCUUCUACUGAGCAAAAAGGGUGCAAGUUUCUAGACCUCGUGGCUGAGAGAAAAAUGCUUACGCACAGCUAAAAGCUCAGGGAUCUGGGAGACAAGGCUGAAAACCAGCCUUCGUUCUCCUUCAUUAUCAACUCAUGUCCAUCCCUACUCUCAGUUCUUCCAUGUUCUACAGAAUAGCAGAUUUUACAACUCCACCACGCAACUCUUACUUGCAUAUUCAAGGAUUGGCAGUCUUUGCUAAGAAGAAGGGUGGGGUUGAAUCAGGUACAAAAUGAGCCCUUAUGUUAUGGGGAGGAAGUUACUGUUACCCCUCCUCAUGAAGAUGGGAACACCACUCUUGCUCACCUAGAAACAUUGGCUUUUUUCAGCCAUAGGCACAGGGUUGGGUUUUAGCUUUGCCUGCUGGCAGAGAUUUAUACCAAGCAACUUUAUGAAGGAAUGAAAAGGAAUGACCCUAUACCUCUGCAUCCACAAAUGGAAACAUCAUACACAGGAAAACAGGUUCAAGGCCAAAAUUAGGAGGUGCCUCAUUUUGAGAAGGCUGCCAAUACCCCCAACCAACCCACCCCUGCUAAAAAUGGCUUUCCAAAGAAGUUGGGUGGCUAUCCAUUUACCUUUGCUUUCACAUCCUGCAUGUGAGCUCCCAAAGGCCAUUGCUUUCAUAUUCUGCAUGUUAACUCUCAAAGGCACCUGGUGGGCUACUGCAAGUAGCAGAGUGCUGGACUAGAUGGACUCUGGCCUGAUCCAGCUGGCUUGUUCUUAUGUUCUUAUACCUGCCUGGCCUCCCCCAUCUGUAAUGGCCACGUGAGUCACGAUAGGCAUAAAUCUAACAAGAAAGCAUUCCAAACCAGAUUGGCUGAGGAAACCUGCACCUAUUAACGGAACUGGAACCCCUUUGCGGAAGAGAAGGUGGCAACCAUCUUUUCCCCAUCCCUGGCAAAAAGCCUUCCUCAACAUUGCAGAUGCUGCUAUACCUUUCCUGUGCGCUCCCCCCCCCCCCCAAAAAAAAAAUUGCCUGUUUCUUACAAGGGGAAGAGAUGGCAGGACAAAAGACAGCAUGGGUUGGGACCACUUGCUGCCCCCAUACUCAGCUCACUUGAAAGCAGAAGUCACUCCUGGCCCUACUCAUUGACCAAACCUUGGGGGAUCCCAGCAGUAAUUGUCUGUGUCGCUUUCCCUCCCAUUAUCCAUAAACCUCUACUAUCUUCCCUCUUUUACAACAGGACAUCUGUUCCCCUGGUGGGGAUUACGGUUGCUCCCCCCCUUUUCAAUUUUAAUGGGGCAGAUUAAUGCGAGCAUUUUGCACCACGUUCUUUGUAUCAACUGCAGGGGAAGGAAUAUCACUUUCCUCCCCAUAACCGUUCCUGAAAAAAAAAAUCUUGAUUUUUAAAAGUUGAUUUGCUUUCCAAA
Messenger RNA from Sphaerodactylus townsendi, 3184 nucleotides. Its product is annotated as actin-related protein 2-B-like. Gene Ontology annotation, molecular function: actin filament binding. Bases 153 to 1337 code for a protein of 394 amino acids. Gene Ontology annotation, cellular component: actin cortical patch; Arp2/3 protein complex. Gene Ontology annotation, biological process: Arp2/3 complex-mediated actin nucleation. The record is from RefSeq and is a predicted model, not a curated record. NCBI's taxonomy places the organism in Eukaryota, Metazoa, Chordata, Lepidosauria, Squamata, Sphaerodactylidae. The transcript is spliced from 9 exons.